This is a messenger RNA of Diversispora eburnea, 843 nucleotides long. Lineage: Eukaryota; Fungi; Glomeromycota; Glomeromycetes; Diversisporales; Diversisporaceae. The record is from the annotation of a GenBank genome assembly.
AUGCAAGAAACUAAUAACGGUAGUUUGCUUGCCAAACGACUUGGUGUUGACAUAUUUGCGGCAUCUGCAGCAGCUUUCGGUGUUUCACCAUUUAUUGCAAUUGUUGAUAGAUCAAUUAUAGAAAAUGCUUCAGGUAAAGAAAAAUUAGGCAGAGCUUUAAAACAAGGCUUUGUUAACCUUUUCACUCGUCCUUUUACUUUCAUCCGAAGUCCUUCAUUCUAUCUCGUAUUUGGAGUUUAUGCGACAACUUAUUCAACUGCCAAUACUAUUGAUACUGUAUGCGCAUAUACAAAGCAAGAUAAUCAAACACCAAAAUUUCUUGGUACAACAAUUGCCAAUAUGACCACAUGCAUUUAUAAAGAUCGAGCAUUUACUAGAAUGUUUGGUUUGAUUGCACCAAAAGGUUUGCCAUGGAGUUCUUAUGGAUACUUUGCAGCUCGUGAUGCAUUAACUAUUGCAGCAAGUUUUAAUAUACCUCCAACAUUAGCUAAAGAAUUUCAGGAUCGUAAAAUUAUACUUGAUAAUGAAACUUCUCAAAAUGUAGCUCAAUUAAUAUGUCCAGCCGCUGUACAAUUUAUAAGUUGUGCUUUACAUUUAUUAGGUUUAGAUAUAUAUAAUAGACCUGGAGAAUCUAUGUCAUCAAGAUUCCAAUUUUUACAAAGAACUUAUUUAAAAACUACCAUUACUCGUAUAGCAAGAAUUGGUCCAGCAUUUGGAAUUGGUGGUGUAGGAAAUAGAGUAAUUAGAGAACGUGUUAAUGAAAUGGUAGAUCAAACAAAUUUAACUAUUAAUGCUGCAAAAAUUCCCACAACCAAUCCCGCAACUAGUUCUAAUACUUCAUGA